AUGGACGUUGGCACGUCCGUGUGGGUGUUCGACCGUGACAUGUGGCACGAAGCGGUUGUCGUAGCGCCUGUGGACGCGUCUACAGGUCGCGUGGAGUGCACUGUGGAGCCAGAAGUGACGAAGGACAAGGGAGGCGACGAUGCAGUUGUGGACUUUGAAGAAGCGCAGGAGAUGAUGGAGGCCAAUCGCACGAAUGCGGCGCGGCAGACCGUGUCCGUCUCGAUGGAGCUUGUGCUGCCACGCAAUCAGGGAGAGUGCUACCAUACGGUGCAGGACUUGACGAAGCUCGUGCAUCUGCAUGAGCCAGCUAUUUUACAGGUACUCAAGUGUCGAUUCCUUCAUGGAGAGAUCUAUACUAGCACUGGGCAGAUUCUCGUGGCUAUGAAUCCGUUCAGACGAUUAGCAUUGUACUCGGAUGACAUUAAAGACCAGUACUACAAUCUAGGGGGAGACGUAGAAGCAGAUAAGAGCUUUCUAGCACCACACGUGUAUUCGGUGGCCGAUCAGGCGUUUCGCACGAUGCUCGUGCCACAAUCGAGCGACAAGAAGACGGACCAGACGAUUCUUGUGAGUGGCGAAAGUGGUGCGGGGAAGACCGAGACGACAAAGCUUAUCAUGAAUUACUUGGCGUAUGUAUCAACGAAGCGCACCCGCCGCUCCAAUCGGCCAAAUGAUUGCGACCAAACGACAAUUCACGAUCGGGUUUUGGAGUCAAAUCCGAUUUUGGAGGCAUUUGGCAAUGCCAGAACCACGCGGAACAACAACUCUAGUCGCUUUGGCAAGUUUAUCAAGCUAGGAUUUACAUCAUCGGGUGAGAUGCUAGGUGCGUCUAUCUCCACGUACCUAUUAGAGCGCGUACGUCUCGUAUCACAGGGCAAAGGCGAGCGAAAUUACCACAUCUUUUACGAAAUGUGUGGCGGCAGUUCUCCAUCAGAGCGCCUGGAAUUGGCUUUGCAGGACGUCCACGAUUACGCGUAUUUAAGUCAGUCCGAGUGCUAUGAGCGUUUGGACGGUGUGAAUGACGCCGACUCUUAUCUCGUGACUCGGCGGGCCAUGUCGAGCCUAGGCAUGAGUCCUGAUGAGCAGCUCAGUGUGAUGAAGAUUGUUUCUGCUGUGCUGCACUUGGGCAAUGUACGUUUCACGACGGCCUCUCGUAACGGUGGAAAAGACGAUGCGUCCGCUGUGGACAUGGGUGAAUGUCGUGAUAACAUUCGAGCCAUUUGCUCGCUUCUUGGUGUGGAAGAGGACUUAUUACGAAGCACGUUAUGCACCAAGCAAAUUAAAGCUGGGGCAGAGUUCAUCACGACUCGCCUUCCAGUUGCGCAGGCACUUUCAACUCGGGACUCGGUGGUGAAGACGCUGUAUUCAAACCUUUUCAAUUGGCUUGUGGGUCGCAUCAACCGCAGCAUUGAGUACAAGGAAGAAGCGGGUCGUAGUCAGUUUAUUGGAGUUGUGGACAUUUUUGGUUUCGAGAUUUUUGAGCGGAACCGUCUUGAACAGUUGUGCAUAAAUUACGCCAACGAGAAGCUGCAGCAGCUUUUUGGCAGGUUUGUAUUUCGUAUGGAGCAAGAUCAGUACGUGGCAGAGGAGAUUCCCUGGAAAUUUGUGGACUACCCGAACAACGAUGUGUGUGUGGCGUUAGUGGAAAAGCGUCACAUGGGCAUUUUCUCUCUUCUGGAUGAGCAGUGUCUAAUUCCCCGUGGAAAUGACGAAAAGUUGGCUAACAAGUACUACGAGUGUCUGGCGGAUAAGCACGAAAGCUUUUCGGUGACGCGACUUCAGCGUGCUAAAGGUCAGUUUGUGAUUCGUCACUACGCAGGGAGUGUCUGCUACAUGACAGAUGGCUUCUGUGACAAGAAUAAAGAUCACAUGCAUACUGAGGCGAUGGAUUUGCUGCGCACAUCAAAGUUCUCUUUUGUGCGUGCUUGCUUCGAGAAUGCUGCCAGUAACGGCGGCUCUAGUCCGAGGAACGGUCGGACUGAGCUUCGCAAUAGCGACGGCAAUCGCCGCCGGUCCGGUGGCAUUUUAUCAUCCACGGUGGUGGCGCAGUUCAAGAGUCAGUUGAGCUCGCUCUUGGAAGUUCUGAAUGCGACGGAGCCACAUUUUAUCCGUUGUAUAAAGCCUAAUGACCAGGCGAGUGCGUCGCAGUUCGAACGAAGGCGUCUAUUGGAGCAGCUACGCUGCAGUGGUGUCCUGGAAGCAGUCAAGAUUUCUCGUAGCGGCUAUUCAGUGCGUUUCUCGCACGAUGUAUUUAUCAAAACAUACAGCUGCAUUUUGUCUCGAGUGCCUAAUGCACAGGGGCAGCUAGAGAAAGAGGUGGCCAUGCGAAUGGUGGACAAGUUGAUGGCAAUACUCAGUGUUGAAACGGAAAAGAAGCACCCUCCGUUUCAGGUGGGUAAGACUAAAGUCUUUUGCAUUCUUGAAGCUCAUCAAGCUUUGGAAGCAGCCCGGUCAAAGGCAUUGUACAAGUCUAUCAUUACGUUACAGCGAUAUUGUCUUGGCUAUAGUGUACGCUCUAAUUACCGGCGGAAGCGGCGAUCAUGCGUUCGGAUUCAGUCAAUCUGGCGCUCUUGGUCACACUGGCGUCGAUAUCAGCGCGUGAUCCGCCGUCAACGUGCUGUGGUAAAAGUACAAAGCACAAUUCGCGGUUACGCGGUGAGGAAGAUGGUGAAGCGUAUGCAAGCGGCUAUAGCGAUCCAGUCGUUUGUGCGCGGAUGGCUGGUCCGACGCGAGUAUACUGCCAACACAUUGAGCUUCGAGCAUGACGUUUCGUACGUGGGUUCCCUGGAUGAGCGAAGCACUACAGCGAGCUCAAUAUCUUUUUCGGAGUCAGUUGACAUGAAAGAUCGGAAGAACACGACGAUUUCGUUCCAGAGCUCAGGGUGUACAAGCGAUAACUCGGACAAUGACGGAAGUGUCAGUAUUCGGAGUAGUUCUCGUGCAUCACGGAAGAAAAUGAUCGACGAGUACGAGCCGCCAAAGCAUGUCCAGAACGAGUACAAGAUCGUGUGGGAGUGCGGUUUGCUCGGUUUGUACUUUGAAAGCGAUCCACUAUCCGGUAUGCCCAUUGUACGCCGUGUUCACGAAAGCUUGAGCAACUGUGCGGACAUAUUCGAGGUUUCUCGUGGUGACGUCCUUCUUGCUGUCGGGAAGGUGCGAGUAAAAAAAGGUGACAUCCGUCGCAUUUUGACGCUGCUCCAAGAAGUCCAAAAGCCAGUGCGGCUGCACUUCCUCCGCAACCCGACAGAAUCAUUUCGGCUACGAUCAGGCUCGCUCGAACUCUUGGGGGAAGAGGAUUACGAGGUGCUAUGGAAGGAAGGCGUGCCGCUUGGCCUUGGGUUUCGCCCAGAUCCGAGUACCGGAUACCCGUGCGUUCUUCAGUCCCAAGGCAAUCAGCUUCUGCCUGGCAUGUUUAAUGUGCGAGCAGGUGAUCACUUGGUGUUUAUUAACGAAUUCUCCACGCAGGGUGUGCGCUUUCAGAAGGUCAUUGACAUACUGGAAAGUGGACCUCGACCAGCAGUGCUGCGCUUCCGACAUACUGACCUCGCGGAAGACCCGAGCCAGCAGCAUGGCCAACCGCAUCUGCUAGACAGCUGCGUAUCGCCAAAUCCGCAGGACGAUUCCAACAUGAUGGGAAUGUCACGCAUGACGCAGUCAUGCCGUGUGAGCAUGAACCCGAAGAAUGAUCACUCACUGUAUUACAUUACGUGGAAAGAGGAGGACGGCCCGUUGGGUAUCGUUGUCAAGCAGGAGAGCACGAGCUACUACCCGCGUGUGAUUAAUGUGAAAAGCGAGGGCGCGGUUACGCGUGAGUCACAAAAGAACCGUGUGGAAAUCGGCGAUGUUUUGCUGAGUAUCAACAACAACAACAUCAGCAAGAUGGGCUUUGGUGCAGCGAUGAAGCUAUUGCAGAAGGGUCCCAAACCGCUUCUCCUCAUGUUCCAGCGGCCACCUACGUACAUGUCAACAACGCGGAGUUGCAAAUUGUAG
Messenger RNA from Peronospora matthiolae, 3990 nucleotides. Lineage: Eukaryota; Oomycota; Peronosporomycetes; Peronosporales; Peronosporaceae. The record is from the annotation of a GenBank genome assembly.